This is a messenger RNA of Amborella trichopoda, 1328 nucleotides long. Lineage: Eukaryota; Viridiplantae; Streptophyta; Magnoliopsida; Amborellales; Amborellaceae. The record is from RefSeq and is a predicted model, not a curated record.
AUGCUGCCUCAUUGCAGCUCACCAGCCUCCCUCUCACAUAAGGCUCUUGUUUUUCUAUCCUCAUUUCUCUGGACUCCAGUGGUUUCUUCUCCUGCUUCCAUGAACUUCUCUUUCUUCCUGAUUUUCUCUCUCUUAUUCAACCUUUAUCUCUCAGAGGCAGUGGCAGCACAUAAAAAUAACUAUGCUGCUCUCUUCAGUUUUGGUGAUUCACUUGCUGAUACGGGAAACCUCCUUCUCUCUGGAGCAAAUAUGUUUCCCGGAAAAAUAACCGACCUUCCUUAUGGGGAGACAACUUUUAAGGAAGCGACUGGUCGGUGCUCCAAUGGCCGUCUUAUUGUCGACUUCUUUGCUGAGGCUUUGGGGCUACCACUUUUGCCUCCUUAUCUCUCUAAGACACACAGGAAGAAGGACUUCAGAAAGGGUGUUAACUUUGCGGUUGCAGGAGCCACUGCACUCCAAAAAUCCUAUCUUGACAGGAUGGGUAUUCUUAAUUUUGUGACCAAUCAAGACUUCUCCCUUGGAGUGCAGCUCAACUGGUUUGAACAACUCCUGCCCUCUCUUUGUGACCCUUUAGGUGAUUUUCUUCUUGAUCUUGCUCUGAUUGAGUGCAAGAAGUAUAUGAAGAAAUCAUUAUUUUUGGUAGGGGAGAUUGGUGGUAACGAUUACAACUAUGCUUUCAUUGCGGCCAAACGCAUGGAUGAGCUCAAGUCUCUUGUACCACAUGUCCUUAAGUCCACCAUGCAUGCAGUAGAGGUACUGAUCCGCAAGGGUGCGAAAAAUGUAGUAGUACCAGGAAACUUGCCGAUCGGGUGUUUACCGAUUUAUCUGACACUUUUCAAGAAAUUUGAUAGACAACAGUAUGAUCCACAAACUGGAUGUCUUACAUAUUUGAAUGACUUUUCCAUCGACCACAACUCAAAGCUCCAAGAAUCAAUCAAAGUUAUGAGACAGAGGUUUCCCCAUGCAAGAAUUAUGUAUGCUGAUUACUACAAUGCUGCCAUGCGCAUCUUCAAGAAACCAGAAUCCCAUGGGUUCACAAAUGAGACACCUCUCUCUGCCUGCUGUGGACGUGGUGGCCACUACAACUUCAACUUCAUAAAUUGGUGCGGCCACUUAGGGGUGCCAGUGUGCAAUGACCCAUCCUCACAUGUGAGCUGGGAUGGAAUCCAUCUCACUGAAGCCGCAUACAAAUCCAUGGUCCAAUCGUUGCUUUGUGGUGGUCUCACCUACCCACACAUUGAGCUUCCCCCAUCUACUUGCCCUAAAUGAAAAAGAAGAGAUGGAAGAGUAUGAGUUAUGAGGUUUCUUUUUUGUUAAUAUGAAGCAUG